Molecule: messenger RNA, 1836 nt
Organism: Ramularia collo-cygni
Lineage: Eukaryota; Fungi; Ascomycota; Dothideomycetes; Mycosphaerellales; Mycosphaerellaceae
Exons: 1
Coding region: 1-1836 (611 amino acids)
Source: RefSeq, a predicted model, not a curated record
AUGGCGCCAAUCUUUAUCGAGGAGGAUGUCGAAGCACUGAUCCGGCACUUCCCGCCACUGUCAUUGGACAAGGGUAGUAGACCUUCGCUGGUGAGGARCCUCUCCGGCAACGCAUUGGUAGACUUCACGACUGCUCUGUCACAAUUCGAGUCGGUCUUGGAGCAAGGAAGCUCCCGGAUCGAGAUUUCUGAGAUUUCCUCCCUUCUUGGCAUUGAAAAGGAAGCCGAGCAACAUAUAUUGGACCAAUGUUCGUUGCUGCUGUAUUUCAGCAAGGACGGCAGGUACCUGAUCCCCGUUCCUGUUGCAGACGCCAUCCAUGAAGAACUUGCAGAUCUGGCAAGGACAUCGUUUGUCGACCUCGGCGCUUUCGCCGCCAGUCAAGACAUUGCACCCCGUUCAAUUGAGCGAUGGAUCAAGUUUGACUCCGGAUCGAAGUGGCAGACUUUCAGUAUCGAAGAGAAGCGCUUUCUCUGCAACCAGUCUUUGAAGCAGAACAUUGAGACGCGCAUCCGGGAGGCGAUCAAUGCAGCGGGAACAGACGUGUGCAAUGUGUCUGCAAAUUUCGAUGAUGAAGUCCAGACUCCCAUCUUGCAGUUGCUCGUCGAUCUGAUCACCAAAGGCCAAGGGGGAGAUGUCAUCCUUGAUGGAGUUCAAGUGAUCUACGUACCCAGCGAGUACUCUGCCGCUGCCGAGGAUCGAUAUCGACAGUCCCAGCUUGACCGGGUUCAUCUCAUGGCAACUGAGUUGGAAGACAACCGUUUCUCUAUCAUUCAGCUUCGCGAGUCCGGCGCAAACACACCAUCGACUGGUGCCACGUUGAACAUCGACGAACUAGAACAAGCUGUCAGAGCAAAGUUCGAAGAUUGGCAUCACGAGGGUACUCAACUAUGCACCAUCACACUCUUACCAGACUCCGGAAGACAGACGUUCAAACCUAAACAUGACUCCCAAUCUCGAUUGCUGGUAGACGCUGGAGUGUUGCAGCACGAGCUGGGAAGACUCAAAGCUGCUGCCAUUGCUCGCGUGGAAGACGAUUGGUCAAAAGAAGGCGAUCGUCCGAGCUCUACGACGACUAUUCAAAAUCUGCGCGGCGCGUCAGUAUCUCCAAGACCAGGUCUCGCACAUUUGAUUCUUCGCAGUGAGUGCGUUACAGAGCUGGAAGACGCUGUCGUUCGGCGACUCGACGAGCUUCAGCAGGGUGAUCACAUCAAGCUUGUGCAGCUUUUGGAAGCAAGACUCCUCGCGCCAUUCCAGCUCUACGCUAGUGGCAUCAGCACGAUUGUGGAUGCAACCCUGAGACAGCAUUUGGAAGAGUUUUCGUACGACCACUUUCGCCGAGAGGUUAUUCCCCAAACAAUCAAAAGUGCGGCCGAUCUGAGGCUGUUGCAGGAGAAGUCCAGUAACAGGGAGAUCGAAAAGCUACGGCAAGCCACUGUCGAUGCAAAAGCAUUUGCCGCUCUGCAGACCAGCAUCGCAAAGUUCUCAAGAAAGAUGAAGAUUGCGGCUGCUAGUAGCGAUGCCUUGAAGACGACGCAGAUUCGGAGUCUACAGCAGAGUGUGAAGUCUAUGAAGCAAAUGACGCGAGGGUCGGACUGCCUUCAGAAUUUAAUAUGGGUGCUCCUCGCGCAAAGAAGCGGAGGGUUGUACAUGAGUUCUGGGAAGGACACUUCUCGCAUGAUCAAGCAGUAUGAAGCUGUUGGUGAUGCCGAAAUGGCGUCACGGUUGGUCCAGUGGCGAGAUUUACUCAAAGCUGGCCGGGAGGGCAAGGAAGACUUGCAAAUGAUGAGAGAGAUCGCAAAGUUGACUGUGGAGCAGAUGGCUGCAACUGAGCAGUGA